UUGCUAGAUCUGAAUAUGGAAAACCUCGCAUCGCCGUCCGAUGUGAGUCUCACAGCAGAGUCAGCUCGGCUCGUGAGAAUCCUCCUGAAGAGACGCACCGUCACCGGGGACCAGGAGGGAAGCCCCGUGACCAGCAGGGUGGACUGGGUGUCCAGCGAGGACUUCACGGUGGACGAGGGGGAGAGGCAGAUCGGGGAGUACAUCCGAUCCUGGGAGCUGUCCCCCCGCUGGCUCCACAGCCUGUACUUCCUCUGCACCACCCAGGAGGAGCUGCACACCUUCCACCACUACCAGGCCCGCUUCAGCGGCCCGACGGCGGCCAGGCCGAUCCAGGGCACGGCGUCCGUCUACUUCGUCAUGUGCGAGUCGAAGGUGGAGGCCCGGGACCAGCCCGUGCAGGUGGGCUUCCUGGUGGAGUCGAACAGGCUGGUGCACACGCCCGGAGCCACCCGGUUCACAGAGACGUGGCUGGCGGAGGUGAUCGAGAGCAAGACUGCGCUGCGAUAUGCGACAGAUGCACCGUGAUCAGCCCGGAGAGCCACAUCCACCCAGCUAGUGAUAGCUAACACCAAUGCUCUGUUAUGAUGAGGACCAGCGAGCUGUGGCUUCUGAGUUGUUUCCCUCGCGUUCACUGAACCGUCCAAUGUUAGCGAGCUUCCCAGCGGUUUCCCAGCAACCGUAUCCAUGGACAGACACAUUUUAGAUUUACGUACACGCGUAUUUAAAUGCCGAGCGUGAUGUUUUGAUGCUAGCUGCUAACCACACGGCUAAACGAAUACUAGCCACAUGCUAACUGGCCGCUGCUAGCCUCGUGAGGGAAUGCGGUGUUUUCUACGCAGUAUCACGCGUGAAACUACACGGGACUUGUUCUUACCUUUCACGACACAGACCGCAGGCGAAAUAUUUCAUUCUAUGAGGUGCUGGACGGAGAACAUAAACAGGAAGAAGACGGGAAGUGACGUGAUAGCUCUGUUUUGCGGGGCGAUGUUUUAUUUCUGCCACUAGAUGUCGACAAACACCUGUAAAAUUAAGU
Limanda limanda (common dab) is the source of this 1033-nucleotide messenger RNA. It is a transcript of the gene akap14, whose product is annotated as A-kinase anchoring protein 14. Gene Ontology annotation, molecular function: protein kinase A regulatory subunit binding. Bases 16 to 525 code for a protein of 169 amino acids. Lineage: Eukaryota; Metazoa; Chordata; Actinopteri; Pleuronectiformes; Pleuronectidae. The transcript has a single exon. Gene Ontology annotation, cellular component: cAMP-dependent protein kinase complex. The record is from RefSeq and is a predicted model, not a curated record.